Messenger RNA from Aedes albopictus (Asian tiger mosquito), 1865 nucleotides. Its product is annotated as glucose dehydrogenase [FAD, quinone]-like. Gene Ontology annotation, molecular function: oxidoreductase activity, acting on CH-OH group of donors; flavin adenine dinucleotide binding. The transcript has a single exon. The record is from RefSeq and is a predicted model, not a curated record. The coding region runs from base 133 to 1848 and encodes 571 amino acids. NCBI's taxonomy places the organism in Eukaryota, Metazoa, Arthropoda, Insecta, Diptera, Culicidae.
GUGCGAAAAUCUAAACCAAAACAAAGACGCGAACAGUAUCAUUCCUUAUCACUGCGCGCGGUGCGCGAUCGUUGCGCGUAGUCUUCAGUAACAACAGAGCGUGAUCGGUCGUUCAUCUUUUCAAAAGGAAUAAUGCUAUUCCUCAAACUAUCGGUCUGGUGCACCUACGUCCUGUAUCUUCUGGGCACCGCCCUGGUGUGGCUGAUUCUGAACGGAUCCUACCAGUGCUACGAGUGGUACCAUUCCGGUCGGUUUCCCUCCAAGUCGAGCUAUGAAUAUAUUAUUGUGGGAACCGGUACGGCGGGGUCGAUUAUUGCCGGUGGUAUUCCGGCGUCGGAAGAUGUACUGGGGCUGGAGGCCGGAUCCAUGCGGUCCGGUUUGAUGGACGUUCCGCUGCUGCAGCCGCUGCUCCAGGGGACGCGGUACGAUUGGGGAUACCGAACGGAAGUGCAGGACGGUGCUUGCGAGGGAUUGAACGAGAGGCGCAGUUAUUGGCCGAUGGGAAAGGUUUUUGGCGGGACGUAUAUGUUCAACAAUAUGGUGCAUUACCGAGCGGAGAGGAAGGAUUUUCGGGAGUGGUUUGGUGGGGAGCAGGUACUGGACGAGUUUAUGGAAGGUUUUGAAGAUGUGGAUGGCGUUGGAGAAUUGAGUUUUAGCACAGAGCUGAGCGAAGCAUUUAUCCAAGCUGCCGGAGAAGCGGGCCUGGAAAAGGAGUUGUUCUAUAGGCCAAAUGUGAGCGUUAGUGGCGGUAGGCGUUGGACAUCGAGCCAUAAGUAUGCUGAUCAAAUCAACGAAGGCCACGAAAUGAUUUUUAAUGCAGUGGUUACUAAGAUCAUCUUCGAGGGUAAGAGAGCCACAGGACUUGUUUUCAGCAAAGCAGGCAAACACGUGCAAGUGAAGGCCACAAAAGGAAUCAUUUUGGCUGCUGGAACAGUUGGAAGUGCGAAGAUACUUUUACAAAGUGGUGUAGGACCCAAAGAGCAUCUCGAUGAGAUCGGAAUAAAGCAAAUCGCAGAAUUAAAAGUUGGAGAGAACCUGCAGGAUCACAUUACUACAGGAAUGGAUUUGGUGCUUCUUUCUAAGCGACUUCCAUUCCGAGUGUGGGAUCUACUGAAUCCCGUGAACAUUGGAAGAUACUUAUUCGACAGUGGCCGUAAUUCGUCCAUAGCUUUCGGAGGCUGCGAAGGUCUGGGAUUCGUCAACUUAGGUUCAAACUUCACUCACAAUCUUGGGUUCAUGGUUCUCCCGGUUGGAAUAACGUUCGAUGCUGGCUACCACCUUCGGAACGUGAUUAAUCUCCGCGAAGAUGUAUGGAACCGCUAUUUCCAACCAUUGGUGGAUCAAGGCGCACAAUCAGUCACCAUCUUGCCGAUCCUUUUACAUCCCGAAAGCAGAGGCACCGUAAAGCUACGAGAUUCCAAUCCACAUUCCAGCCCCCUAAUUCAACCGAACUAUCUCCGCGAGCAGAAAGACAUCCAAACCCUUAUCACCGGUCUAAAAAUACUCCAGCAAAUGACGAAUCAACCCUCCAUGAGGGCUCUCGGAGCAGAACUAAACCCGAAACCUUUCCCAGGUUGUGAGCAACACCCCUUCGGAAGCGAUUCCUACUGGGAGUGCUACAUCAGAGCUCUAACGCUAACCAUCUACCACCCCGUGGGAACCUGUCGUAUGGGACCCGAAGACGAUCCCGAUGCAGUCGUGUCCAACCGGGACUUUCGAGUACAUCAGCUGGACGGGUUGUACGUGGUGGAUGGAUCUAUAAUGCCAAAUUUGCCCAGUGGCAAUCCCAACUCGGUCAUCAUUGCGCUGGCCAAGCACUUUCUAAGAGUAAACUUUUCAGUACAAUAAAUGCUAGUCUGAUAGGA